This is a messenger RNA of Pogoniulus pusillus (Red-fronted tinkerbird), 600 nucleotides long. RefSeq names its product churchill domain containing 1 (gene CHURC1). Lineage: Eukaryota; Metazoa; Chordata; Aves; Piciformes; Lybiidae. Bases 61 to 399 code for a protein of 112 amino acids. The transcript has 5 exons. The record is from RefSeq and is a predicted model, not a curated record. Gene Ontology annotation, biological process: fibroblast growth factor receptor signaling pathway; multicellular organism development; positive regulation of DNA-templated transcription. Gene Ontology annotation, molecular function: zinc ion binding.
CGGUGCGGGAAGCUGCGUGGUGGCUGAAAUCUCGCGAGAGGUUGCGGGCGCCGCGGCGGGAUGUGCGGGGGCUGUGUGAGCACCGAGUACCCGGAGCGGGGAACCACCUGCUUGGAGGGCGGCUCUUUCCUCCUCAACUUCCUUGGGUGCGCCCAGUGCGGCCGCCGCGACUUCGUGCUGCUCAGCAACCGGGAGGAGGACCUGCACGGCGGGGAGGAGAUCGUCACCUACGACCACCUUUGCAAGAACUGCCACCACCUCAUUGCACACCACGAGUACACCUUCAGCGUGGUGGAUGACUACCAGGAGUACACCAUGCUGUGCCUGCUCUGUGGCCGUGCCGAGGACUCCAUCAGCAUCCUGCCUGAUGACCCCCGCCAGAUGACCCCCCUCUUCUGAGCCUGCCCUCCAGCCUGGAUGCUCCUAUGCUUCACCUGCUGCCCUCUGGCCCCAACCCCAACAUAGUGGAGUACCACAGCCUGCCCCCCUCAUUGUGCUGAAGAUGUGAUGGGAAUCCACCACGUUGUCACCCCAGAAAGGGGCUGCAAAGGACACCCACCCUGUCCUACACGUGUGGGAUAAUAAAUGUGUCAUGUCCUA